GUGUUUCGGCUGUGUGUGGUCUCCGGGCCCCUGCCCUGCGUUGGAUCUUUCCUCCGCCAUGUACAGCCAGAAGCCCUACACCAGCCCGCCCACUGGCUACGGCCCCCCCGGCGAUGGCUACGGCUACGACAUCCACUCCCCCCACCCAGGCUCCUUCUACGUUGAGGACGUGCCGCAGUAUUUUUACAAGUGGAACUCUCCGCCCGGCGUGGUGAGGAUCCUGGAGGCCCUGGUCGUCCUGCUCUGCGUCACCAUCUUCGCCUGCGUAGCCUCCACGCUGGCCUGGGAAUAUAGCUACGGCUACGGGGGGAUGUACGGGAGCGGGCUAGGGAGCUACUACGGGUCUGGCUAUUAUGGUGGAGGGAUGGGCUACGGGGGCUAUGGAGGCUAUGGCGGAUACGGCGGCUAUGGAGGCUACUAUGGCGGGAUGACCAACCCGCGGGCAGCCAGCGGCUUCAUGAUCGCCAUGUCGGUCUUGUGCUUCAUCGCGCUGCUGGGGUUCUUCGUGGCCAGCGUCACCAAGUCCAGCAGCGCCCGCUCCCGCAGGUUUUACCUGGCGGUCAUCGUGGUGUGCGCCAUCCUGGCCUUCGUCAUGCUCAUCGCCUCCAUCGUCUACAUCAUGGGCGUCAACCCCCGGGCACAAAUGACCGGCAGCUACUACUACAGCCCCAUGCUGACCAUGUGCAACCAGAUGUACUCCUCCGGUGGAGCCUACAUGAACCAGUACCUCUACCAUUACUGCACCGUGGACCCGCAGGAGGCCAUCGCCAUUGUCUGUGGGUUCUUCAUUGUCAUUCUUCUCUGCGUGAUUUGCUUCUUUGCUCACAAGACGCGCCACAAGAUCUGGAAGUUUGGGAAGCCCAAUAUCUACUGGGACAAGCCACUCGCCUUCCAGGAGGGCCCCAACGUGGAGGAGUGGGUGAAGAACGUUGCCGAGGGCGCCAGCAUUCAGGAUGAGACAGCCACGCUGGCCUACUCCGAGAAGCCAAUCAGCCCCGUCAACGCCCCGGCCAGCGCCUACGGCUACCCGCGCAAGGAGAACGGCUACUAUGCCUCCGAGGCCUACAACCCCAGCAGCUCUCCUGCCCGUGUGGUCAGCGAGCCGCCUGCCAGGACCUUCAGCACCAGCACGCUGGAGGAGAGGGGGAGGGAGAGCUCCAGCAGGCCCGCCGCCCGGCGUGGGAGAAGAAGGAGGCGCAACCCCGAGCUGGACGAGUCCCAGUACGAGACGGACUACACCACAGCCAUGGAGUCCAGCGACGAGCGGGACAAGGACGAGUGGGGCAGCGUGUACCCCCCCAUCACCUCGGACGGCAUUCGCCAGGAAUACAAGCAGGAGUUCGACGCCGACCUCAAGCACUACAAGCAGCUGUGCGCCGAGAUGGACGACAUCAACGACCAGCUGAACCAGCUCAGCAAGCAACUGGACGGCUUGUCGGAGGACAGCCCGCAGUACCAGGGAGUCGCCGAGGAAUACAACCGGCUGAAAGAUUUAAAACGGACUCCUGAUUAUCAGACAAAGAAAAUGGAGACCAAAGCUCUGCGGAACAAGCUGUUCCACAUCAAACGCAUGGUGAGCGACUACGAUAAGAUGAGAGGGUAGUGCGGAAAGCGGAAUCCUUUGGAGGGGGAAGAAAUUCUGCGUGUGGUCAGCUGACUUCCCUCCACGAAGCGCUGCAGGAAAUGCCAACCACCUGGACGAAAAGCAGAUUUCGUCUUGUUUUGUACAUUCGUUUCCAAAGCAGAAUCUCUCUAUCUUUGUGCCAUUUCCAAACCGAAACCCGACAGGUCUCGGCGAGCGGGGCAAGAGGGCGAUUUUUAGAACAGAAAUGAAACUCCGUGGAAGUUUGCGCUCUGGUUUGAGGCCGGUGGGCCCGUAUCCUACAAUGACCUAAGCAGAAAUCCUGGCCCCACUGAAAUCAGUGACUUCAAUGGGGCUAGGAGAUCCCCCUUGGUGCUUACGUUUAUGCUGCGAGUCAUUAAUUCAAUAGAACUGAGCAUUAAGCAUGCACCCGCAGUUGCUGCAACCUCAGUUUGUACGUGGGCAGAUGUAAAUUUGUAAAUACGUGGGUGUGUAUAUAAAUUAGCCUCCUGUUUUAUACGAUCAAAGGGUGAAUCUCUCUGUAGCAUGCUCCCAUGCUGGUCCCCAUCCUGCAAGCCCUUAAUCGCCCACGAAGUCCCAGUGAGCUCAGUGGGACAUCCCUUGGGAGCGAGGACCCUCGGUGGGUGAAAUUCACCCUGGGCAGAGGGGUUUGUACAAGGCCUGUGCACCACUGACACCCCCUGAGCACGGUAGGGGGAAUGCGGCUCCAUUGACCUCUGUGGGGAUCGUGCCAUUGACUUCAGCGCCUGGAUUUCACUCCAUGAUGGGAACUUUGUGCUGCAUAAGCCUGAUGCUGGAUCCCUGCCCAGGAAAGGUUUGCAGGAUUGGGCCCAUGCGCGCUGGACUCCUGCUCCCUCUUAGAUUCCUGUCGUCAUUCCCCUCCAUCCGUCCCAAUGUGAUUCAAAACCAGGAGGAUGGGAGCCCGGCGGCUGGAGCCCAGGCCUGUUUCGCACGCCACGCCAGCCCGCAGUAAGGAGCCCAUUGCAGCCAGCUGAGGGUGACGGCCUGUCUCCCACCACCGCAGCUGAGAUGUGUGCAGCCAAGCUGAGCGUGAACGCAGACCCAAGCUCCCGAGAUUGUCCCGGCCCCUCACCUCCCGCCCCGUGCGGCAGAAGUGUCUCUCGGGGAGCUGACAACUGAGUGCAGCGGCGGCUGCAUUUCACCGGGAUGAAUAAUACAUAGGGAACUCCUGAGUCACCCAGUGCAGCCGGCUCACACUCCUGACAACUUGACAAGCCAGGGCUUGGCUGCCCCCCAGCAAAAGCCCAUGCUAGGCAUUGUGUGAGGAGAUUUCACGCUCGCACAGGCAGCACGGUGCCAGUCUUAGAAUAGCCCCCUCAGCUGCCACGGUUUUCUAGAGCUGGACGGCACGGUGCGAACGUCUGAACACGAUUAUUUUUACCAGCACUUCCUAUGCCAGUGUGCUAUUCUGUAGGGAACUGGGUAUGAUGUCGGGGGUUAUUUUUUUUAAUAAACUGCAUCUAUUCAUUUUAAA
Messenger RNA from Trachemys scripta elegans, 3098 nucleotides. Its product is annotated as occludin-like. The transcript has 7 exons. Gene Ontology annotation, molecular function: cis-regulatory region sequence-specific DNA binding. Gene Ontology annotation, cellular component: transcription elongation factor complex; bicellular tight junction; membrane. Lineage: Eukaryota; Metazoa; Chordata; Testudines; Emydidae. Bases 59 to 1603 code for a protein of 514 amino acids. The record is from RefSeq and is a predicted model, not a curated record. Gene Ontology annotation, biological process: snRNA transcription by RNA polymerase II; bicellular tight junction assembly; positive regulation of transcription elongation by RNA polymerase II.